AUGCGCUUCUCCUUCGGCUUCGUCUUCGCCGCAGCCUGGGUCACCGCCGCCUUGACGCAGGACUACCAAGGUUCGUCCCAAAGGGCCCAGCGCGGGCUCUCCCUCCGCGCCGUGGAAUCCAGUCUUGCCUUUUCUCUUGAGUGCCGUCAUGGCCACUUGCCAUCUUAUUGCACAGUUGCAGAUAUCAACUGCGAUUUCAGCGACGACCCCGAAGGCCUGGGCCAGGAGAGGCUCUCAGCGCGGCUCAAGAAGCCCCCGGCCUUCCAGGGGCACCCACUCUUCGCCGACGACAGGAGGGCCGACCCCCUCAGCGACGACAAGUGCCAGAUCCGCCACGCCGCGGGCGACGCGUCGGGCCUGGUCUACAACCUGCUGGUGACGGACCUGGGCAAGUGCGGCGUCGUCAGGAAAGACGGUUACGUGAACCUCCGCGUGUGGUUCCCGCAACUGCAGGGCGUGGUUCUGGCCACCGACCAGGAGGUCAUCAUCAUGUGCAAGCCGGCCUCGCCGACCAUCAUCGAGAACCGAGCGGCUGGCUUUGCUGGAGCGCUGCCGUCCGCGGGGCGAGUGUCGGGUGUGGUGGAGGAGACGCCAGGGCGCCUGGAGUACGAGGUGGCGCUGUACCGAGAGGUCAAGGCGCGGGCGGGGGAGACCCAUGCCCCGGUGGACCAGGCAGUGCCCAUCGGGACUCGACUGCAACUACGCGCCAAGAUCAACACACAGUCCACUUGGAAAUACGUGAAGCUAAUGGAGGUGACGGUCUCGAGCGAGCCGGACGACCCAUACGCGCCCGGCCACGUGGCGCUGGUCAAGGACGGGUGCCGGCUGCCGGAAUUCUCCUCGAUCGUGCCGCACCAACCGCGACGCCCCAGCGAGGACUCGGGCGAGGUGAGGCUCGACUUCGAGGCCUUCAUGCUGGACUCCAAGAUGGCCGGCUCCUCCCAGCUCUGGAUCCACGCCUCCGUCAAGGCCUGCAUCGACUCCAGGGACUGCCUCCCCGAGUUCUGCCUGGACCUUUUCCAGCCGUCGGGCCACGGUCGACGCCGCCCGCCGCAAGACGAGCUUCUACGCCGAUGGCUUCCUCGAGGUGUCGUCCGCCCACGACACCUCGCUCUCCACGCUGCUCCCCUCGCGCCGCCCGCGCGCCGCCGCCGCCCGCCGCGUCCGCCGCCCGCAGAAAACUCGCCUUCCACGCAGGUUCCGGCGCGGAACGCCACCUCGAGUCUCCUCCCGGAGGCCGGAGCGCUGUCCGCAGGCGCUCGGGGCUCCUCCUCCUCAGCCAAGAUCGGAGACAACAUCGGUGUGACUGUCAUCAUGCCAGAAGAAUUCUUCAGCAAAACGGAAGCAAUGUACCAGUCCUGCGCCACCUUCAUGGUUCUCUCCGGUUUCCUGGGACUUAGUUUGCUUCUGGCCGCCGGCUUUCCUCUGUUCCUUCGUGCUCUGGUCAUAAAAACACACAGCAACGCCUCUUCAAAUCGGGAGGUUAUCGCCUACACCUUGCAAAUCGGCUUCUAA
Molecule: messenger RNA, 1515 nt
Organism: Penaeus vannamei (Pacific white shrimp)
Lineage: Eukaryota; Metazoa; Arthropoda; Malacostraca; Decapoda; Penaeidae
Source: RefSeq, a predicted model, not a curated record